CGCAAAUCUGACAGUUCUCUGCCAGUCUGCGUUUUCUGCAACUUCAUCUCGUACAUUGUUCGAUUGUUGAUCAGUUUUCCGCUAAAAUUUUCCCAAGUUUCGCUUUCUAUUUGUUUACCAAGAUUACGUUCGUUCCCCGAAACAACGUUUCCAUUGUCUUAUCUUCGAUUUGUUUAUCUUUGAUUCGCCGGUUUCAUUUAAAGAGUUACAACCAGUGAAAUACAGCUGUUCCGGCACAGUCAUGACUUUCAAGUUUAUUGGCACCGCUAAAGCUAACGAGGUGAUUCCUGUGCACAAAUAUCGCUCGGAACGCACAGGAUUGACCGUCAUCGUUGGUGAAGUAGAAGGUCCGCUGGUCAAUGGUUAUUUUGCACUGGCAACCGAAGCGCAUGAUGAUGAUGGAUUACCGCACACAUUGGAGCAUUUAAUAUUUUUGGGUUCCGAAAAUUAUCCCUAUAAGGGAAUUCUUGAUCUGGUUGCCAACCGUUGUUUGGCCUCCGGUACGAAUGCAUGGACGGAUACGGAUCAUACAUGCUAUACGAUGACUACCGCCGGUAGCGGAGGCUUUCUGUCCUUGCUACCGGUUUAUUUGGACCAUAUUCUUUAUCCCACUCUAACCGAUUCAGGAUUUUUGACCGAAGUUCACCAUAUAUCUGAGGAGGGAGAGGACGGUGGUGUUGUCUACUGUGAAAUGCAAGGACGGGAAAAUACGGGUGAGUCCCGAAUCCAGUUGGAGAUGCUACGAUCGAUGUAUCCAAACUGCGGAUAUAGCUCUGAAACAGGUGGCAUUAUGCACAAUCUCCGAACCAGUACUAACAAUGAGAAGGUUCGUGCAUAUCACGCUGGAUUCUACCGUCCCGAUAAUUUGCAUGUGAUUAUAACUGGCCAAAUAUCGCCGGAGGAUAUUUUCAAAGCACUGGAACCGGUCGAGCAGAAGAUUAUUUCCAGGGGUGGACUGCCUCCGUUCGUGCGGCCGUGGCAAAAGCCGGUCGAAGCGUUGCCCGAAUCGAAGGACAUCCGAAUAGUUUAUCCAGCCGAUGAGGAAGAUUGUGGUCUAGUGAAUGUGGCUUGGCGGGGGCCCAAGGCUCGGUGUUACGAUACGCUGACCGCAUGUUCCGUUCUGUUGCGUUACUUGACAGACACAUCCGUUAGUCCUCUGCAACGGGAGUUUGUCGAGACUGAGGAUCCCUAUGCGAGUCGUGUUGGUUACAAUAUUGCGGAAAACUCUGAAUCUUUGCUUUAUAUUUCUUUUGAGAAUGUUCCGCUAGGAAAGAUUGACGAAAUCUUCCCUAAAUUGAAGGGAGUGUUGGAAAAAAUCGCUAACGGGACGGAGAAGAUCGACAUGAAAAGGAUGGGGAGUGUCUUGGAGCGAUACAUACUGGAGUCGUUGAGUAAUUUGGAAAGUAAUCCGCAUGACGAUGUAGCUUUCCAUGUGAUUGGCGAUGUGUUGUAUGGUGAGGUGGAAGAAGAUUUUGAAUGCCGGCUGAAUGCAAAUCGAUAUUUACAACAAUUGAAAGGAAAGGGCGAUGAAUUUUGGAUUUCUAUACUUACUCAAUAUAUCGUUAACACGAAGCAUGUGGUCGUUCGGGCAGUCCCCAGCAUCGAGGAGCAAAAGCGUUCUGCCAAGGAAGAACAGGACCGUGUCGAACAGCAACGGGCUGCGCUGGGAGAAGAAGGUCUCGCUAGCAAGGGUAAACAACUCCACGAUGCAAUGGCAGCCAAUGAGAUUCCACCACCAGACGAGAUGUUAACUUCGAUUCCUGUACCAUCAAUCGAUGGUAUUAUGUUUCACCCUGUGGAAAUCUUCAGGUCUACCGAAGGAAAGAAUCCCCCGGGAUUGAAUUUGGAAGAUUUGCCUGUCUAUGCGGAAGCGUAUCAUUUGCACACCAAUUUUUGCUAUUUGAUGGUCACCAUGAACACGGAACCGGUGCAACCAGAAUUGCGCCCAUAUCUGUUACUGCUAAUGGAACUCUUGACCGAAUCACCAGUCCGACGGGGUGACGAACUGAUGCCUUAUGAAGCCGUUGUGGCGGCGCUUGAAUCGGAUACGAUCGAAACGGAGGCACGACUGGGCAUCGACACCAGAUCUCGCUUCAGUUUGGGCCCAUUCAGUAACACUGCCACGCUUUGUAUGCAAGUGGUGCGCGAAAAAUACGAAACUGGCAUUGGCUGGAUAACCGAUUUGCUGCACAAUACCCAAUUUACCGCCGAGCGGGUGAAGGUUUGUGCGUCGAAAAUGGUGAAUGAUGUGGCGCAAUCGAAACGAGAGGGGAAUUCAGUGGUACGGGACCUGCUAAAGGCAAUGCUUUACGGGAGUGAAAGUAAUGUUCGCGUAAGUUCAAUCCUUAAGCAGCAGAAAUUUCUGAGUGCAUUGAUAGAGCGAUUGGAUAGCAGCGCUGGAGCUGAGAUCGUUACUAAUGAUCUGAACAAGGUUCGCGAAAUUAUAACCAAACCAGAAAACCUCGCACUGCAUGUCGCUGCCGAUUGGGAUGAGAUGGCCAGGCUGGGCGUCAUUUUGGAGGCACCCUGGGCGAAACUUAUCAAAGCGGAAGGAGUUCCAAAAAAGAUGCUUACCGUCAUCCCCGAUGGGAAGCUAAUGCAACCGGAUGGUGUUCUUUCCGCUGUCAGCGGAGUCGUUGUUGGAUUGGGAAGCGUGGAGAGUGCGUUUCUCUACCAGAGCUCGAAAGCAAUCAGCGAUUUUAACGAUGAGGAUUUGGCACCCCUGCUUCUGUUCUUGCAGUAUUUGACGCAACUUGAAGGACCACUGUGGCGUCAAAUUCGAGGCCAAGGAUUUUCUUAUGGUUAUAAUAUCGUUCCAAGGCCCAACGAAGGACUGCUCUACUUUACGUUAUACCGUGCGAGUAAUGUUGUGGCCGCCUACAAAGAGGCGAAAUCGAUAACGGAAAAACAGCUACAGGAUAAAGCGGAAUGGGAUCCAACACUGCUCGAAUCGGCACGCAGCUCGCUUAUUUUCGAAAUAAUCGCUCGCGAGAAGAGCAUUGGAAAUGUGGUUGUGCAAUCGUUCCUUUCGAGCUUCAAACAGGUUCCAACCGGGUAUAAUAAGGCGCUGGUGCAGCAAGUCGGUAAAGUCACCGAAGAGGAUCUGGCCCGAGUCGGGGGCAAAUAUGUGAAACAGUUGUUCUCGCCCGAGGCUAGGACGGCAAUUGUCUGUCAUCCUGACAAAGCGGCAGAUAUUGCGGCUGCCUUCAAUCAGUUAGGUCAUAAUCUUAAAGUUGAGGAGAGCUUGGAAAAUAGUAUCUUGGCUUAGUUACCUCGAUUUGCCAUAAUUAUGACGGGCAAUUGCAUUUACUUUGAAAUGAUGGAAGUUUGUUUUGAGAUCUGCUGCGGAAAUGAUGUGCAUGUACGAGUAGUUUUUGUUCAAUGUCCAAGGAUUGGAAAUAAAAAUGUGUAGAGUGGAACUUCCACCAUUAGUA
Messenger RNA from Toxorhynchites rutilus septentrionalis, 3434 nucleotides. RefSeq lists its product as uncharacterized. Bases 242 to 3268 code for a protein of 1008 amino acids. Gene Ontology annotation, molecular function: metal ion binding. The record is from RefSeq and is a predicted model, not a curated record. NCBI's taxonomy places the organism in Eukaryota, Metazoa, Arthropoda, Insecta, Diptera, Culicidae. The transcript has 8 exons.